Molecule: messenger RNA, 801 nt
Organism: Mesorhabditis belari
Lineage: Eukaryota; Metazoa; Nematoda; Chromadorea; Rhabditida; Rhabditidae
Source: the annotation of a GenBank genome assembly
AUGCCUGAGAUGAGUCUACUCGCGCCGAAUUCGAUCGCCGAACUUUUGGAGAGAAGAAUGUCUCUGAGUGCAAGAACGACGAAAAACCCAAUGAUUCGCCACAAAUCAACGGACAAAUCGGGCGGUGGGAAAAGCGGGGGAAUGAUUGAAGCGAUAAAGAUGGUCGCCGAACUGCAACUAACAACACCAAAUUCGAUAAAACGCGGGAAUUCGUUUAAAAAACUACUGAAGAUGAACUCGAGAUCGAAUUUCUCCGAUAAGCAACUGAAACUUCACUCCGACCGUGACCACCAUUCAAAUGCCGCCCCUCAUUCUCCACUACUCAACUCGAAACUAGAAGGGUAUACAGAAGAAGAGCUAGCCGAGUAUCGACAAGUCUUCAAUAUGUUUGAUACAGAUCGUUCCGGAGCGAUCGGAUUGGACGAGCUCGAGGCAGCGAUGCGAAAUCUUGGAUUAGAGCAAACGAGAGAGGAAUUGGAUAGAAUUAUUGAUGAGGUUGAUCAACGCGGAAAUCACGAGAUCGACUUUGAUGAGUUCUGCGAUGUGAUGCGAAGACUUUAUAAUAGAAAAAACAACUGGAAUAGUGUGGUGAAGGAGUGCUUUGCGGUUUUUGAUCGGUCUGAAUCCGGAGUGAUCUCAAAAAAAGAUUUCCAAUAUAUUCUCCGAGAACUCGGCGAUAUUACAGACAGUAUUAUUGUUGAUGAGAUCUUUAUGGAGGCUGACGUUGAUGGAAAUGGUCUACUCGAUUCCGAUGAAUUCACAUAUAUGUGCAAAAAUUAUAUGACAGAUGAGGAUAUUAAC